Wickerhamiella sorbophila is the source of this 1488-nucleotide messenger RNA. Its product is annotated as Cystathionine beta-synthase. The transcript has a single exon. The coding region runs from base 1 to 1488 and encodes 495 amino acids. The record is from RefSeq and is a predicted model, not a curated record. Lineage: Eukaryota; Fungi; Ascomycota; Dipodascomycetes; Dipodascales; Trichomonascaceae. Gene Ontology annotation, cellular component: cytoplasm. Gene Ontology annotation, molecular function: cysteine synthase activity; cystathionine beta-synthase activity.
AUGACGGCUAGUUAUUCGGAGAGCAUUAUUGACCAGAUUGGCAAUACGCCGUUGGUGAAGUUGAAUAAGAUCCCGCAGUCUGAGGGUAUUGAAGCGACUAUUUUAUGCAAAUGCGAGUACUUCAAUGCUGGUGGUUCAGUCAAGGAUCGUAUCGCGCGCCGUAUGGUUCUUGAGGCAGAAAAGCAGGGGCGGAUCAAGCCCGGCUAUACUUUGAUCGAGCCCACUAGUGGUAACACCGGUAUUGGCUUGGCGCUUAUGGGUGCUGUUCGUGGUUAUCGCACGAUUAUCACCCUUCCUGAGAAGAUGUCCAACGAAAAGGUUUCUGUGCUGAAGGCGCUCGGUGCCGAAAUCGUUCGCACUCCCACUGAAGCUGCCUGGGACUCUCCAGAAUCACACAUCGGUGUUGCCAAGCGCCUUAAUGAGGAGAUCCCUAACUCUGUUAUUCUCGACCAGUACAGUAACGUCGACAACCCUCUGGCCCAUGAGAAUGGUACCGGUGAGGAGAUAUGGGAGCAAACUGGGGGUAAAAUCACCUACCUUGUUGCCGGUGCAGGUACUGGUGGUACAAUUAGCGGUAUUGGUCAUGCCCUGAAGAAGCACUCUAAGGAUAUUAAGGUUAUUGGCGCUGAUCCCAAGGGCUCCAUUUUGGCCGUCCCAGAAUCGCUUAAUUCCAGCGUCGAAUCUUACAAGGUGGAGGGUAUUGGCUAUGAUUUUGUUCCCGAAGUCCUGGAUCGCGACGUUGUCGACGAGUGGAUCAAGACUGAGGAUACGGAGUCAUUCCUACUUGCCCGUCGUUUAAUCCGUGAAGAGGGUCUGCUCUGUGGUGGGUCUUCGGGCAGUGCACUUGCAGCAGCCCUCAGAAUUGCCAAGGAGAAAAAACUCGGUAAGGACGACGUGGUUGUUGUUGUGCUGCCUGAUUCUUUGCGCUCCUAUCUUACCAAGUUCAUUGAUGACGACUGGAUGGACUACAACGGCUUUGUUACUCAACCGGGGAACAAGUCAGCUCCCAACUCCGGCUCUCGCUUCAAGGGUGCUACCAUUGCAGAUCUGCGUCUCAAACCUGUUGUAACCAUUCAGGCCAACAGCCCCGCAUCUGGCGCUAUUGACACCAUGCGUGACAAGGGCUUCGAUCAGCUGCCCGUCGCAAACGAGCAAGGCAAGCUUGUAGGUCUCGUUACAUUGGGUAACCUGCUCUCUUAUAUUUCCCGCAAUCGUGCUACUACUGAGUCUCCUGUCAAGGAUGUCAUGCUUGAUUUCCGCAAGCUGAAAUCGUUCGCCAAGCCCUCGCCCUCCAGUCUUGGAGCCCAGCCUCACGAGGUUGGCCGCAAGUUCACUGAGAUCACUAAAGACACUCCUUUGGAUGCUCUCAACAGCUUUUUCGAGCACAACUCUGCCGCCGUGGUUACUGAGCCUACCUCUGACGGUCACCACAAGGCCAUUCAUGUUGUGACCAAGGUUGAUCUGCUUUCAUACCUGGCCAAGCACUAA